UAUUUCAUCGACGCCGACCCUGCCCUCUUCGAGCACAUCCUGCGUUACCUCCGCCGGGGCAUCUUUCCCUUGUUCUUCGACGUCGUCAAGGGCCACGACUACCACCUUUGGGUCUCCCUCCUGGAAGAGGCCCGAUAUUUCCAGAUUCCCCGGCUUGAGAACUGGCUCGAGCGGAAGCGAUAUCUGGACGCAGUGCAGGUGGCACACACCGCCGACCAGUACCAUGACGACUACUCUUCUUGGGCCUACUUGAAAGUACCCUCAGGCGUGACGGUGGAGCAUUACCCACAAUGGACCAUCAGAAAGGUGUACAUCUGCCCGAGGGGUAUACCUGGGCACAGAGGCAGCCCAAUGUCUUGUGGGCGCCGUUGUGCCGCUGCUCAGGGUGACAAUGAUGAUAUUCAUGAGGAGGAACCGUAUCUGAAGAUGUUGGUGCUAAAGAAAACAGUGACUUUAAGACCUGAAGUUUGCGUGGCUCGAGAUAUUUAA
Molecule: messenger RNA, 489 nt
Organism: Parathielavia appendiculata
Lineage: Eukaryota; Fungi; Ascomycota; Sordariomycetes; Sordariales; Chaetomiaceae
Exons: 1
Source: RefSeq, a predicted model, not a curated record